GAAAUUUUGAAAAAAAGGAAAGAACAAGAAACAAAACAAGGGGUUUUGUCGAUCUCGACCGUUCCAAGAAAGAUUGAGAAUGGAUGGAAAUCAGCAACUUUGUAAACAUUUUCAUCUCAGACAAAAAUGGCUGUCAUUGUUUUCUCCGUAGACGAAAACAAUGUAUUUGUUCAAUGAAACUUCAAUGUCUUUCUCUCUGUUCAAAACCACUGUUCCCUCUGCAUAUUCCUUGCACUUCAGUUUCCACCAAUUCCAGUCAGAUAUGGAAAAAGAGAAAAACACCCAAGGGUUAGAAAAGGAAUUGGCCAACUACAGGCUGCAAAUAGAAGCAAAGGACUCUGCAUACAUGCAGGCUCUUCUUCAACUAGAACACUAUAAGAAAACAGCAGAAGAACUUGCCGUCCUACUAAGGAACUCCGAGCUCGAGAGAGAGAGAUAUAUAGAAGAAUGCAAUGAAUUCAAGAAUCGGGUCGAUAAACUCGAAUCGAAGACGAAAGGGAUAGUAGAUCAGUUGUCUGAAACAGCAAAGGUGCGCGAGCAGCUUUCGUGUGUUUUAAAUGAUCUGAAGGUUACACAAGCUGAUGUACUUAAUAUGGAAUCACAACUUGCUGCUGCAAAAGAUUUAGAGAUCAAGGCAAUUACUCAAGCUGAAAUUAUGGAAGUCUCCGCUAACAUGGAAAAGGAAAGAUCUGAAAAACUUUUAGGGCGCAUUGCGGAGCUUCACGAUGCUGUUCUUAUUUCUCAGCUUUCUGCCACAGAAGCUGAGAAUGAGAAGUGCAGAGUUGUGUCCGAGAAAGAUGCUGAAAUGGAGGCAAUGAAGGCAACAGCAUUUCAAGCACAAAAAGAGAUGGAAGAUCUGAGAAAACAGUUGGAAACAAUUCGAGAACUCGAGAAUAAGCUCGUAGCCAAGACCGCAUAUAUCGAGUCAUUGCAGGCAAAGCUUGAGCAGGUAAGUAAUGUACUCAGUUCAAUGGAGAAUGCUAGUUUGGACGGUGGAAUUGAUCUAAACCAAAUAAAACAAGACUUGGAGUUCAAGGAAAGAAAGAUAUCAGAUCAAGCAUUUUAUAUCGAGGCGUUGGAAACGGAACUUAAACGAUUAAAACUCGAACUGGAAAAUGCUAAUCAAGUGGCAAAGAACCUGAAGAAUGAUGCACAAGUUUCACACGUUUUUGUUCAAACAGAGAAGUGUGUUGAUCAUAUAAUGAUCUCGGUCGAAGAAUACAACUCUUUGAUCCGAAAAGCUGAGAAGGCAGAUGAAUUUUCAAGGUCUUCAGCAGAAGAUUUUGAUCAGUUAACCACAGAGUCAGUAAGCAAGAACCAAGUUGAAGCAUUGAAGAAACAAUUGGAAGUUGCAAUGGCGAAAAUCGGGUUGUUCCGGAACCGAGCAGAACAAGCGGCGACGAGAGCGGAAGCAGCGGAGAAAGCCAAAGCAACAGCAGAGGAACAGCUGAGGAAGUGGCAAUUACAAAAGCAGAGAAGAAGAGCUGCUUUAGCUGCCUUAAGAGAGGAGUCUGCACCUAAAGAGUUCUGUCUGCCCACCAUUGAAAAGUUACCCACAAAACAUCAGCCAUUGGGUAAAGUUCUUAAGAUGAACUUCUAGUGUAAGAAAAAUUUUCAGAAAUAUAUAUAGUUGUGAGUGAUAGUUAUAUUAAAAAGUUCAAAGCUGCCAGUUCUAAAGACUGAAAUUAUCAUGUUGGUCCAUUUGCAUGGAAGAUCUUAUAUCCAUAAUGGUAAAUCUAUUAUGAUGUUUGUACUUGAUUACAA
Messenger RNA from Gossypium arboreum, 1764 nucleotides. RefSeq names its product protein WEAK CHLOROPLAST MOVEMENT UNDER BLUE LIGHT 1-like. Bases 161 to 1600 code for a protein of 479 amino acids. Lineage: Eukaryota; Viridiplantae; Streptophyta; Magnoliopsida; Malvales; Malvaceae. The transcript is spliced from 2 exons. The record is from RefSeq and is a predicted model, not a curated record.